AGCAUCCGGUAUGGAUAUUUCAAAAUAAAACAUUUUAGUGAACCAGAAUACUACACAUGCGAGGCUGUCACGUGGUUUCCAUGGUGUUGAAGGGGGUAUUUGAUAUAUCCUACCGCGAUACUUUUGCUUUGAAAGGUUGGUCCUAUGUCGAGUACUCUCCUGUUUCAGGCGUGACGUGAAACACAAGUGCAAGGACAGUUCAAGCUACUCGAACCAGCGCUGCGUUUAUUUUUCUCAGUAAUUCUCCAGGUCCCACCAUGCGUAGUCCGCGUCUCCUCUUGAUUCCAGCACUGCUGCUCCUCCUGGCCCUUCCCUACUCCAAGGGACGCUACAACGAUGACUUUGAUGAUGGCGAGGACCUUGCAGACUUUGAUGACAAUGACUUUGCUGAGUUUGAGGACAUGAACGACGAUCCAGCAGCUGAGGCAGAAACUGCCCCUCCGCCUCGCGCCUCACCGUCCUCUCAGCCCGAAGAGGAUGAAGAUGAAGAUGAAGCCACCGUGGAGCUGGAGGAUGGCCUGGAUGGGGAUGGCUUUGAGGACUCCGAGACUCAGGAUCAAGACAUGUACAGUAAAUAUGACCAGGAGGAGUUUGAGGGGAUUGGAGACAUGGAGAAGACGGGCCACUCCAUGAAGGACCCCCUCAUAAUCCACACGGUUCCUGCACAUCUGCAGAACAGCUGGGAGAGUUACUACAUGGAGAUCUUGAUGGUCACCGGCCUGUUGGCCUACAUCAUGAACUACCUCAUUGGCAAGAACAAGAACAGUCGCCUCGCUCAGGCCUGGUUCAACUCACACAGGGAGCUUCUAGAGAGCAACUUUUCACUAGUGGGUGAUGACGGCACCAGUAAAGAAGGAGUGAGCACUGGGAAGCUGAAUCAGGAAAAUGAGCACAUCUACAACCUGUGGUGCUCCGGACGUGUGUGCUGUGAAGGCAUGCUGAUCCAACUCAAGUUUCUGAAGAGGCAGGACCUGCUCAACGUUCUGGCCAGGAUGAUGAGGCCCGUCGGUGAUCAAGUGCAAAUCAAAGUGACUCUAAAUGAAGACGACAUGGACACGUUUGUGUUUGCUGUUGGCACCAAGAAGGCGAUGGCCAAGCUCCAGAAGGAGAUGCAGGACUUGAGUGAGUUCUGCGGUGACAAGCCUAAGUCCGGAGCCAAAUUUGGGCUCCCUGACUCUCUAUCUAUUCUAAGUGAGAUGGGCGAAGUCACAGACGGGGUGAUGGACAACAAGAUGGUGCAUUAUAUCACCAAUAAUGCUGAAAAGAUCGAGUCCAUUCAUUUCUCGGACCAAUUUUCUGGUCCAAAAGUUAUGCAAGAGGAGGGUCAGCCCUUAAAGCUGCCUGAGACCAAGAAGACGUUGUUGUUUACAUUUAAUGUGCCUGGCAUGGGCAACACUUCUCCCAAAGACAUGGAUUCUCUGCUCCCCCUCAUGAACAUGGUGAUCUACAGCAUCGAUAAAGUCAAGAAACUCCGUCUCAACCGAGAGGGCAAAAUGAAAGCGGACAGAAACCGGGCCCGUGUGGAGGAGAACUUCCUGAAGCAGACUCACGCUCAGCGGCAGGAGGCGGCACAGACGCGCCGGGAGGACAAGAAGAGGGCCGAGAAGGAGAGGAUCAUGAAUGAGGAGGACCCUGAGAGACAGCGUCGUCUGGAGGAAGCGGCCCAGCGACGUGAGCAGAAGAAGAUCGAGAAGAAGCAGAUGAAGAUGAAGCAGAUCAAAGUGAAAGCUAUGUGAAAGACCACCACAGUGGUUACAAGCACACAUGAAGGAGGUGCUCAGCUCGCCGCAGCUCUGGCUCAGUCGCUCUCAACAGACAUCCUGUGCCUCCCGGUGUGUCAACCUCUGCCGUCUCUGUCCCCACCUGCUGCAUUUGGUGUGGCUCAACCCAAAUGACGAGAGUGAACUGUCGAUGUCAAGUGGGAGGGACCUUUUUCCACCAUGUCACAACAUUUUUGUAUUGUUUUCAAAUUAAUUGGCGCUCUGUUUGAAAGCUGUGUAGCUUGGUGAGCUAUUUAAGCUUCAUCUGCUGGGAAAGAACACACUAUUUGGUGGUUUUAAGCCACGUUUUUAAAAUGCAUCGCUGUGGGUUCAUUGGAAAUUUAUUAGCAUUAAUAUAAUCUUGAAAGAUAGUAUCAAAGAAAUUUUUAAUUUAUAUCUGAGGUUGGUUUCUUGCAGGCUGUUUCUAAUGAUUAACUGAGCAAACAUAAUAAAAUGCACUGGAGUCUGUUGGAAAACUGUCUCUGUUUUUCUGUAUUAAUUGAUUUACAAGGCCAUUGAUUAAAUGUGUACCUAGAAAAUGAUUCACAGACCUUUUGGUAGCAGUGCUCGAUAGUGAGGGUCUGUAACGGGUACCAGAAUGGGUGAGGCUUAAUGCUAAAUUUAACCUUGAGAUUGUGUCAGCAGUCUCCCGACUAGAUUUGGUUACAUCAGUGUGGUUGACGAACUAAAGGGGAUACAACAAUCACUAGUUUUUGCCAGAUGUAAGGCUGGGUUCUUAAACACAUGAUCCCGGGGUAAUAUGAAACCACCAGUUUUAUAUAUAUAUUUUUUUUGUCUUUACUUUUAAUAAAAUGUAGUGCAAUCCUUUAACAAAAACACACUUAAUAAAACAUUAAUGCGAA
Messenger RNA from Cyclopterus lumpus (lumpfish), 2623 nucleotides. RefSeq names its product coiled-coil domain containing 47 (gene ccdc47). Gene Ontology annotation, cellular component: endoplasmic reticulum. Bases 258 to 1736 code for a protein of 492 amino acids. The transcript has 13 exons. Gene Ontology annotation, molecular function: calcium ion binding. Gene Ontology annotation, biological process: endoplasmic reticulum calcium ion homeostasis. The record is from RefSeq and is a predicted model, not a curated record. Lineage: Eukaryota; Metazoa; Chordata; Actinopteri; Perciformes; Cyclopteridae.